AUGGAAGUAAUGCAGCAAGGUGGUCAUAAUUUCAAGAUUUUGUAUAUUGGAACUAAUAUAAAUGACUUUGCUGGAUUGAUAGCUGAAGGGAAGAAGGCAUCACCAAGUACGGGUAUUUUGAGAGAAAAAUUUGAUCAAAUUGUACUGGUUUUAAAAUCUUCUUUAAGCUUCUACGAAGAAGGCACACAAAAUCAUUAA
Molecule: messenger RNA, 198 nt
Organism: Sphenostylis stenocarpa
Lineage: Eukaryota; Viridiplantae; Streptophyta; Magnoliopsida; Fabales; Fabaceae
Source: the annotation of a GenBank genome assembly